This is a messenger RNA of Bufo bufo (common toad), 2043 nucleotides long. RefSeq names its product sorting nexin 27 (gene SNX27). Gene Ontology annotation, cellular component: early endosome. Gene Ontology annotation, biological process: signal transduction; intracellular protein transport. Gene Ontology annotation, molecular function: phosphatidylinositol-3-phosphate binding; protein binding. The record is from RefSeq and is a predicted model, not a curated record. NCBI's taxonomy places the organism in Eukaryota, Metazoa, Chordata, Amphibia, Anura, Bufonidae.
UCAGGGUGACAGCCGUCCGCACUACAUCACCCGGCAUGCCCUGCGGGUGACGCGCCGGUCCCGUGACUCCCGCUAGCUUCGCUCCUCCCGGUCUGUGUAAAGAUGGCGGACGAGGACGGGAUCCACUCUAGUCAACGGAACGGUGGCGGAGGCCCGGGCUUCGUGGCGGCAGGGGGCCCGCGGGUUGUCCGGAUAGUAAAGUCUGAGUCCGGGUAUGGCUUCAAUGUGAGGGGCCAGGUGAGAGGCGGCCAGCUGCGGAGCAUAAACGGAGAGCUGUACGCCCCGCUCCAGCACGUCAGCGCGGUGUUACGGGGAGCCGCCGACCGCGCCGGGAUACAAGGGGACCGCAUCCUGGAAGUGAACGGGGUGAACGUGGAGGGGGCGACCAAGCAGGUGGUGGACCUGAUCCGGGCUGGAGAGAAGGAGCUGGUCCUCACUGUCCUGUCCGUGCCCCCACAUGAGGCGGAGAACUUGGACCCCAGCGAUGACUCCUCGGGCCAGUCCUUCUAUGACUACACGGAGAAGCAGGGUCCCAUCUCCGUCCCCACCUACAAGCACGUGGAGCAGAACGCGGAGAAGUUUGUGGUCUAUAAUGUCUACAUGGCCGGCCGCCAGCUCUGCUCCAAGAGGUAUCGCGAGUUCGCCAUCCUGAACCAAAACCUGAAGCGAGAAUUCGCCAACUUCACCUUUCCCCGGCUCCCAGGAAAAUGGCCGUUCUCCCUAUCAGAGCAGCUGGACGCCCGCAGAAGGGGCCUGGAGGAGUAUCUGGAGAAAGUGUGCUCCAUACGGGUGAUUGGCGAGAGUGACAUCAUGCAGGAGUUCCUGUCGGAGUCGGAUGAGAACUAUAACGGAGUGUCUGAUGUGGAGCUGCGGGUGGCGCUGCCCGACAAGACGACCGCCACCGUCCGGGUGAAGAAGAACAGUACCACAGACCAGGUGUUCCAGGCUCUCGCUGCCAAGAUCGGGAUGGACGCCAUCACUGCUAACUACUUUGCGCUGUUUGAGGUCAUUAACCAUUCCUUCGUCCGGAAGUUGGCGCCACACGAGUUCCCCCACAAGCUGUAUGUCCAGAACUACACCUCCGCGGUGCCCGGCACCUGCCUCACCGUGCGCAAGUGGCUCUUCACCACGUCCGAGGAGGCGCUGCUGAAGGACAACGACUUGGCGGUCUCGUACUUCUUCCACCAGGCAGUGGAGGACGUCAAGAAGGGUUACGUCAAGGCGGAGGAUAAGGCCUAUCAGCUACAGAAGCUGUGUGAGCAGCGGAAGAUGCUGAUGUAUCUGAACAUGCUGCGGAGCUGUGAAGGCUACAACGAGAUCAUGUUCCCGCACUGUUCAUGUGACUCGCGCAGGAAAGGCCACGUCAUCACCGCCAUCAGCAUCAGGCACUUCAAGCUCCUGGCCUGUACGGAGGGGGGGUCUCUCCAGAAUCAGGUGAUCGCCUUCGAGUGGGACGAGAUGCAGCGGUGGGACACGGAUGAGGAGGGCAUGGCGUUCUGCUUCGAAUACGCCCGCGGAGAGAAAAAGCCACGAUGGGUGAAAAUCUUCACUCCUUAUUUUAAUUACAUGCAUGAAUGCUUUGAGAGGGUCUUCUGUGAGCUGAGGUGGAGGGAAAGGGUGGAAGAGGAAGCCACGGAUAAAGACAAUAAGAACUGCAGUAAUGACAGUACGUGCAGCAAGAACAUCUUUCAGAUUGUACGGUUGCAGCACAAGGACACUAGCACUUAGCAGCCCCUCGGCGGGGCCCGGCCAUCGUUCCUGUCAUUUGUCAUGAAGACGGACUGAUGUGUUAACCUCUUCAGCACUGGGCUGCUCUGUGCAGCAUGGCAGGGGUUCACCAUUCCACACAAGCAUUAGACCUCUGCUGAGGAUCCGUUUCGGUGUCAUCCAGGCCUGCGCCCGACGUCCGACGUUCUCAGUCCUGCCAUUGCUUUCUGUAGUUUGGACCCCCCCCCCCCCCCCCGGCCCCUGUCGUAGUCCUUGCAUGUGACUUAACCCCUUCCUUCUUCCUAACACUACUCCUCCUCCCCGUGCUCCAGCCGC